AACCAGCCCCUCCAUGUGUCAGGCGGGUGAGGACUACGCGGAGCCGGCGCAACGGGACCCCCCGCCCGUGCCGCGGCCGAGCCGGGAGCAGAAAUGUGUGAAGUGCGCCGAAGGCCUGCCGGUGGUGGUGAUCCGAGCGGGAGACGCCUUCUGCAGGCUAACUCCUGUAAUUCCAACACUACGGAUUCCAGGACAGGAGAAUUACCUCAGUCAGAUUCGAGGCCAGCUUGGGCUGCAGAGAAAAUCUCUCAAAAUUCCACAAAUUUCCUUGAUGGGCCUACUGGGAUUGUUUCAAGGCAUUCUAUGUCCACAAGUUCAGAGCCAUGCUUGGGAAGAACCGACUCAUUUUUCCUGGUGCUCUUGGCGUGGUCUGGGGGCCCUUCGUCCAGCUCCAUGGUCUGGCAAGUUCUUGAGGGCCUGAGUCAGGAUUCUGCAAAACGGCUCCGCUUCGUGCCAGGAGUCAUCUAUGUUGACGAAGGAGCAGCCUGUGGCCAGAGCCCAGAAGACAGAGUAAAGACCUUGGCUGAGGUGAAGCUGAUCCUGCAGAAAACUGGCUUUCCAUGGCAUGUGGUUGCCUUGGAGGAGGUGUUCAGCUUGCCACCAUCGGUGCUGUGCUGUGCUUCCCAGGAGCCAGCAGGGACAGAGGAGGCCUACAAGGUGGCCGUGGACAGCUUCCUGCAACAGCAGCAUAUGCUAGGGGUUGAGGGCUGUGUGAGCCCAGCUGAGGGAGAGGAGCAGAUGCACCUAUCCCACAGCCAGGAAUCUCUGGGCACAACUGGGUCCCCCAUAGCCGCUCAGACUGAGGCCUUGUCUAGGUUGUUUAACUCCAUAAAGACACUGACAGCCAAAGAAGAGCUUCUGCAGACCCUGAGGACCCAUCUUAUCGUGCAUGUAGCCCGGACCCAUGGCUACUGCAAGGUGAUGACUGGGGAGAGCUGCACCCGCUUGGCCAUCAAGCUUAUGACCAACUUGGCCCUGGGGAGAGGAGCCUUCCUUGCUUGGGACACGGGCUUCUCAGAUGAGCGACAUGGGGAUGUGGUGUUGGUGAGGCCCAUGCGGGACCACACGCUGAAGGAAGUGGCCUUCUACAACCACCUGUUUGGUGUGCCCUCAGUCUUCACACCAGCCAUUGAUACCAAGGCUCCGGAAAAGGCUAGCAUCCACCGGCUGAUGGAGGCCUUCAUCCUGAGGUUGCAGACUCUGUUCCCCUCUACAGUCAGCACUGUGUACAGGACAAGUGAGAAGCUGGUCAAGGCUCCCAGGGAAGGCUGUGCCACCGGCCCCUCAGGCCCCAACUGCCUCCUCUGCAUGUGUGCCCUGGACAUCGACACUGCUGACAGUGCCACGGCCUUUGGGGCUCAGUCCUCCUCACAUCUCUCCCAGAUGCUGCCUGCUGAGGCUGGGACACCUACCCCGCUCUGCUGCAGUGCAGGGGAGGGUCCGGCCCAGAGCUGCCACAGGGCAGUUGGCAGGAGGGGGGACGCACAGGCCUGCAUCACAGAGCAGCUGUGUUAUGGCUGCCGGGUGAACAUGAAGGACCUGCCCUCCGUGGAUCCAUUGCCACCCUAUGUCUUGGCCGAGGCUCAGCUCCGCAGCCAGAGGGCCUGGGUCUCUCAGGAAAUCCAGGAGUAUCUAAUUACAGACAGUGAUGAGGAAGAGGAGGAAGGCAGAGUGGAGCCUGGGCAUGCCCAAUCAUGCAAAGCCGUGAAGCAGGAAGGUGAAGACACAGGGAUCGGUCUGUGACUGUCCAUUUGUAUAAAUAAAAAUGUUUUUACUU
This is a messenger RNA of Psammomys obesus (fat sand rat), 1777 nucleotides long. It is a transcript of the gene Ctu2, whose product is annotated as cytosolic thiouridylase subunit 2. Bases 94 to 1743 code for a protein of 549 amino acids. Gene Ontology annotation, cellular component: cytosol. Lineage: Eukaryota; Metazoa; Chordata; Mammalia; Rodentia; Muridae. The record is from RefSeq and is a predicted model, not a curated record. The transcript has 16 exons. Gene Ontology annotation, molecular function: tRNA binding; sulfurtransferase activity. Gene Ontology annotation, biological process: tRNA wobble position uridine thiolation.